CGCGGCGCGUGCGGGCGCUCAGGGCGCACACCGGCCGGCGGGGCUGACGCGGGCGGGCCGGCUGAGGAGGCUGAGGAACCCGCGGAGCCGGGAGCGGGAAGCCGAGGGACCGCGGGCGCCCGAGGAGCCCGCGGAGACCGAGGAACGCGGGGCGGCGGCGCGAAGGCGGCCAAGCGCGGGGAGCCGGGCCGUGGACCUGUGGGUGCGCGUGCCGCCCGGCCCCACCCGCGUCCGCGCCCCCGGCCCCGACCCCCGCUGCGCCCGGGCCGAGGAGCGCGGCCGCGAGGAUGACGACGGGCUGUCGCGACGAGGAGCGGCGGAAGCUGGCCGACAUAAUCCACCACUGGAACGCCAACCGGCUGGACCUGUUCGAGAUCAGCCAGCCCACCGAGGAUUUGGAGUUCCAUGGAGUGAUGAGGUUUUAUUUUCAAGAUAAAGCUGCUGGGAACUUUGCCACCAAGUGCAUUCGGGUCUCCAGCACUGCCACCACUCAGGAUGUCAUCGAGACGCUGGCCGAGAAGUUCCGGCCUGACAUGCGCAUGCUGUCGUCUCCCAAGUACUCACUCUACGAAGUGCACGUCAGCGGAGAAGAAAGAAGAUUGGACGUAGACGAGAAGCCUCUGGUUGUGCAGUUGAAUUGGAACAAAGACGACCGAGAGGGCCGAUUUGUCCUGAAGAACGAGAACGAUGCUGGCCUUCUGAAGAAGGUUCAAAGCAAUGGACCUGAAAAGCAGGAGAAAGAAGGUGUGAUCCAGAACUUCAAGAGAACUCUCUCGAAGAAGGAGAAGAAGGAGAAGAAGAAGAGGGAGAAAGAGGCGAUGAGACAAGCAUCCGAAAAAGAUGACAGACCCUUCCAAGGGGAUGAUGUUGAGAACUCCCGCCUGGCUGCGGAGGUUUACAAAGACAUGCCCGAGACGAGCUUCACGCGCACCAUCUCCAACCCCGAGGUGGUGAUGAAACGGCGCAGGCAGCAGAAGCUGGAGAAGAGGAUGCAGCAGUUCCGCAGCUCGGACGGGCGGCCCGAUUCAGGCGGGACACUGAGGAUCUAUGCAGACAGUUUGAAGCCAAAUAUCCCCUACAAGACGAUCCUGUUGUCUACUACUGACCCCGCCGACUUCGCUGUGGCCGAAGCCUUGGAGAAGUACGGUCUGGACAGGGAGAGCCCGAAGGAUUACUGCAUUGCUCGGGUCAUGCUUCCUCCUGGAGCCCAGCAUUCUGAUGAGAAAGGUGCUAAAGAAAUCAUCCUGGACGAUGACGAGUGUCCCUUACAGAUCUUCAGGGAGUGGCCCAGUGACAGAGGGGUUCUAGUCUUUCAGUUGAAGAGGAGGCCGCCGGACCACAUCCCGAAGAAGACGAGGAAGCACCUGGACGGGAAGCCCGCGAGGGGGAAGGAGCGCGCAGACGGGUCCGGCUACGGCUCCGCGCUGCCGCCCGAGAAGCUGCCCUACCUGGUGGAGCUGAGCCCAGGGAAAAGGGGUCUCUCUGCCUACCACGGCUGUCCCACUCACGAAGAUGGCUCCGACUCCAGAGAUAAGCCGAAGCUCUACCGCCUCCAGCUCAGUGUCACCGAGGUCGGGACGGAGAAGUUCGACGACAGCUCCAUCCAGCUGUUUGGUUCAGGAAUUCAGCCCCAUCACUGCGACCUCACGAACAUGGACGGAGUUGUCACUGUCACCCCGAGGAGCAUGGAUGCUGAGACCUAUGUGGAGGGACAGCGCAUCUCAGAGACCACCAUGCUGCAGAGCGGGAUGAGUGUGCAGUUUGGGGCGUCGCAUGUGUUCAAGUUCGUGGACCCCAGCCAGGACCACGCGCUCUCCAGAAGGCCUGUGGACGGGGCCCUGCCCACCAAGGGCCCCAGGCACAAGCCUGGAAUUGUUCAGGAGACGACUUUUGAUUUAGGAGGAGAUAUUCAUAGUGGAACAGCAUUACCAACAAGCAAGAGCUCGACCAGACUGGACGGAGACAGGGUGCCGUCUGCCUGCAGCACCGCCGAGCGGGGGAUGGUGAGGCCCAUGGUCCGCGUGGAGCAGCAGCCCGAGAGCCGCCGACAGGAGAGCAGAAUGCAGGACGGGCCCGGCCCCGAGCUGACACUGCCCGCCAGCAUCGAGUUCAGGGAGAGCUCUGAAGAUUCAUUUUUAUCUGCCAUUAUAAAUUACACUAAUAGCUCUACAGUCCAUUUUAAGUUGUCACCUACCUAUGUAUUAUAUAUGGCAUGUCGGUAUGUAUUGUCAAGCCAGUACAGACCUGACCUCAGCCCCGCCGAGCGCACGCACAAGGUGGUUGCCAUCGUCAACAAGAUGGUGAGCAUGAUGGAAGGCGUGAUCCAGGAAGUAGACCAGGUUGAUCAGAAGCAGAAGAACAUCGCAGGGGCGCUCGCCUUCUGGAUGGCGAACGCGUCGGAGCUGCUCAACUUCAUCAAGCAGGACCGAGACCUCAGCCGGCUCACGCUGGACGCUCAGGACGUGCUGGCCCACCUGGUUCAGAUGGCUUUUAAGUACCUGGUUCACUGUCUGCAGUCGGAACUGAAUAACUACAUGCCAGCCUUUCUGGAUGACCCUGAAGAGAACAGUCUGCAGAGACCAAAAAUAGAUGACGUCCUGCACACGCUCACGGGGGCCAUGGCACUGCUGCGGCGCUGCAGAGUCAACGCGGCCCUGACCAUCCAGCUCUUCUCCCAGCUCUUCCACUUCCUCAACAUGUGGCUAUUCAACAGGCUGGUGACCGACCCCGAGUCGGGGCUGUGCUCUCACUACUGGGGGGCCAUCAUCCGCCAGCAGCUGGGGCACGUGGAGGCAUGGGCAGAGAAGCAGGGGCUAGAGCUGGCUGCCGACUGUCACCUCAGUAGGAUUGUGCAGGCCACCACUCUGCUCACCAUGGACAAGUACGCGCCUGACGACACUCCCAACAUAAACAGCACCUGCUUCAAGCUGAACUCGCUGCAGCUCCAGGCCUUGCUGCAGAACUAUCACUGCGCACCGGACGAGCCGUUCAUCCCUGCGGACCUGAUAGAAAACGUGGUGGCUGUGGCCGAGAACACGGCCGACGAGCUGGCCCGCAGCGAUGGGAGGGAGGUGCAACUGGAGGAGGACCCCGACCUGCAGCUGCCCUUCCUGCUGCCGGAGGACGGCUACUCCUGUGACGUCGUCAGGAACCUCCCAAAUGGCUUGCAAGAGUUUCUGGACCCUUUGUGCCAGAGGGGGUUCUGCAGGUUGGUCCCUCACCCACGCUCACCAGGUACCUGGACGAUCUACUUCGAAGGUGCAGACUACGAGAGCCACCUGACUCGCGAGAACACGGAGUUGGCUCAGCCUCUGCGGAAAGAGCCCGAAGUGAUCACUGUGACCCUGAAGAAGCAGAAUGGCAUGGGCCUCAGCAUCGUGGCGGCGAAGGGUGCCGGUCAGGACAAACUCGGGAUCUACGUCAAGUCCGUGGUGAAAGGAGGUGCUGCAGACGUGGACGGACGGCUGGCGGCCGGGGACCAGCUGCUCAGCGUGGACGGGCGGAGUCUGGUGGGACUCUCUCAGGAAAGGGCAGCAGAGCUCAUGACAAGGACCAGUUCUGUGGUGACAUUGGAAGUAGCAAAGCAAGGAGCCAUCUACCACGGUCUUGCCACCCUGCUCAAUCAGCCAUCCCCGAUGAUGCAGAGACUGUCGGAUCGCCGGGGCUCCGGCAAACCCCGACCGAAGAGCGAAGGCUUCGAGCUCUACCAUAACUCCGCUCCCAACGGGUCCCCCGAGAGCCCGCAGCUGCCCUGGGCAGAGUACAGCGAACCCAAGAAGUUAGCCGGCGACGACAGGCUGCUGAAGAACAGAGCCGACCACCGGUCCAGCCCCAACGUAGCAAAUCAGCCUCCGAGUCCUGGAGGGAGGAGUGCGUACGCCCCUGGAGCAGCUGUGAAGAUAACGUCCGUCUCCACGGGAAACCUCUGCGCGGAGGAGGAGACGCCGCCCCCGCGGCCUGAGGCCUACCCCAUCCCCACGCAGACCUACACACGCGAGUACUUCACCUUCCCUGCCUCCAAGUCCCAGGACCGGGCAGCCCCGCCCCCUCCUCACAGCCACUGGCCCGCCUACGAGGAGGAGCCUCAGGUGCACGUGGACAGUAGCCACCCCAGCGCCACCAUGCAGCGUGUUACCCGUUCCCAAGAGGAGCUUCGGGAAGACACAGUUUACCACCUGGAGCGCCACCGGGUGGAGGCCGCACUGGACCGCAAGUCGGACAGCGACAUGUGGACCCAUCAGAGCUCCUCCAUGGGCUCCAGCGCGUCCAGCCAAGAGCACCUGGACCGUGUGUCCAAGGCAGGCACGCCUGCGUCCACUCUGACCAAAAGUGGCCCUGGGCGCUGGAAGACACCGGCCACCGGGCAGCCUGUGCCAGCAGCGGUCCCCCCGCCCAGCCGCACGGACCUGCCCCCACCCCCUCCUCCACCUCCUGUGCACUAUGCCAGUGAUUUUGACGGAAUCCCGAUGGAGUUGCCUCUCCCACCGCCCCCUGCCAGCCAGGCGGGCCCCCAGUCGGCACAGGUGGCUGCCGCGGAGCGGAAGAAAAGGGAAGAGCACCAGCGCUGGUACGAGAAGGAGAAGGCCCGGCUGGAGGAGGAGCGGGAGAGGAAGCGCCGGGAGCAGGAGAGGAAGCUGGGCCAGAUGCGCACGCAGUCGCUGAACCCGGCUCCCUUUUCUCCUGUGACUGUGCAGCCCACGAAGCCGGAGAAGCCGGCCACGCUGCAGAGGGCCCCGGACACGGUCAUCCGCGAGCUGCAGCCCCAGCAGCAGCCCCGCACGAUCGAGCGCAGGGACCUGCAGUACAUCACCAUCAGCAAGGAGGAGCUCUCCUCCGGCGACAGUCUGUCCCCGGACCCGUGGAAGCGGGACGCCAAGGAGAAGCUGGAGAAGCAGCAGCAGCUGCACAUCGUGGACAUGCUGAGCAGGGAGAUCCGGGAGCUGCAGAGCAAGCCCGCGCGCACCGCCGAGGACAGCGACCGCCUGCGCAAGCUCAUGCUCGAGUGGCAGUUCCAGAAGCGGCUGCAGGAGUCCAAGCAGAAGGACGAGGACGACGAGGAGGAGGAGGACGACGACGUGGACGCCAUGCUGCUCAUGCAGCGGCUGGAGGCAGAGCGCAGAGCCAGGCAGACUGCUGUGCCAGCAAUCUCUGUUCUAGAUUUGUUGCAGGACGAGGAGCGCCGGCGGCAGCAGCAGCUGGAGGAGAUGCGGCAGCGAGAGGCCGAGGAGCGUGCCCGGCAGGAGGAGCAGCGGCUGCGGCAGGAGGAGGAGCGAGGCAGGCGAGACGCCGAGGCAAAGAGGCGACAGGAGGAAGGGUAUUACAGCCGCCUGGAGGCCGAGCGGCGCAGACUGCACGAGGAGGCUGAGCGCCGGCUGCUGGGGCCCGAGGAGCCAGAGCUGGAGCCGGGUCUGGGCCGCCCGCCACUGCCCCGGGGCUACGAGCCUGCGGCCCUGUCGCCCACGGCCCACGUGCCGCCCCCACCACCGCAGCGCACUGCCUCCUCCCUGCAGGCCCAGGCCCUCUCCCCCGACUCCCUGUACACCGCCAAGUACGUUGCGUACAACGAGGAGGAGGAGGAGGACUGCGGCCCAACAGGUCAGGAUGACUGUGCCGGCCCCAGGACGUCUCACGGGCUCCGUCCUCCUGCCGCCCUUAAGCUGCAGCGACCCCCCUGCCAGCCGCGCCCGGCCUCCGAUGGCAUCUUUCUGUCCAACUCAUUCCAGCCACCCUCGGCCAGUGCCAACAGUACUGCCCACAAAGCAGGCCAGCCCCUGCCCCCUCCAAAAACCGCCAGCCUGUGCCAUCUCGGCCCCUCCAGAGGUAGAGGACCAGACUGUUUUGCGGGGUCUUCUGGGACGGCGACCAGUGCCCCUGAGGCUUAUCUGGACCUGAGAGAGAAAGCAGCUAAAAGCCAAGAGGCCGACGUUCCUGCCAGUUCGGGAGCCCCUGAGAACUUGACAUUCAAGGAGCGCCAGCGUCUCUUUUCCCAAGGUCAAGACGUGUCUAAUAAAGUGAAAGCCUCUCGUAAACUAACAGAACUGGAGAACGAACUGAACACGAAAUGAGAAAGGGCACCUUCUGUCCGCCCCAAGUCCUCUUAGCACGGCCCGGUGAGCCUGAGCACGGAGCAGGGCCUUCUCUCCAGCCACUUAGGGUCUGUCUCCAGGACGGUGGGGGUCAGGGGCGUUCCAGUUCUGAGGCCACUUGGCUUUACGGGAGGUUGUCACGUGUGCAGCCUAAACACUGUCCAAUUUCUCAACUGUCUGACUCACAGGAAGACUUUCUCCGUCAGUGUCUUUUUCAGGGGGGCCGCGACAAAGGGGACGUCUCUUCUCUCCUGUCUUCCCCACGGAGCACACAGUGGUCUCUUCUCACACACUCGAGUUGAGCUCUCAGAGGACAGCUCGAACUGCCCAGACUGUCGUUUGCGCUGCUGAGUGGCAACUGGGGAUUGUGGGACAAGGGUGUCGGGGACCUUCCAGGAGAGGGGACGGGGAAGGCGUGGCCCAGCCUCAGCACCUCCCUGUCCCUCCCCCUGUCCUUGGCAGCAGGGACCUGGUCCCUCUUGUGCCUUCUCAGGGCACGCCCUCCUGAAUUAGGUCUGCCUGUUUGAUUGGAGAGGUUUUUUGAACACAAAAUGUUGAGGCUUUAAGCUUAGGAAAUUUUGUUUCUGUAAACACUAGAUUAUUACAGUAAAUUAUGGGUGGUUUUGAAGGUGGCAGUUAACGUCAGCAAGCUGGCUGUUUCCGACGUGCACAGGGAGCUGUGGAAGGGGCCGUGCUGGCUGCAGUGUGGACAGGAGUUGGGCACAGCCCCAGGCGGAGCGCGGGUUGGGGCCUCUCACCCCGGUGCGGUCGGAGGCGGGGCGGGCGGGGCUGCACGAGCAGCCUCUGCAGCUCCCGUCUGUGGGGUGACUCCUGCGGCAGUUCAAGCUGGUUUUUACACUCUGAUAGACUUAUUUAAUUUCUGUUGGUUGAAUUAUAGUUACCACUGUCAUUUUCUCAGCUAUGAAUAUAUGGCUGAUGUUGGGGAGAUGGACCUCACUCUGUUUUCUCGUGUGACGUUAAAUCAGUGAAUCACUCUGAUCGUGGGCAGGUGUCCUGUCUGACCCAGCCCUGAUGCGGGGCCUGGAAGCCCGCUCGGCGCCGCCCCACUCACUGAGAGGCGCGGGUGUCAGGGAGACGCGCACACUUCCAAACUGCAGCGGGGUGGGGGUGGGGUCUCUCUCGCCUUAGAAAUCACUGUAAUAAGAGUUGUACGAUAAGUCAUUAAAAUGCGAGUGUACAUAUUUUGGUGUGUAUCAGGGCUCUUACUUGGAAGUGUGCUUUCACCCUGCCCCUCAGCCCAGCACGAGAGUGGGCGCGCCUCUGCUCGCGAAGGGCUUGCACGCUGCCUCCCGGUGCGGGCCAGACGGCAGCCUUGCAGGGCGAGAGCCGCCCUUUCUUUCAACACGACGCAGCGAACUACUGUUCUGUUAAUAUGUAGGAAGGACGCACACACGCACGCACGUACAUGCGCGUACAUGGAAGCACCUGUGCACAGGGCUGUGUGUGUGUGUGGUCCUUGACUCCUGAGCAGGCGGGGCUGGCCAUCCUGGACGGCGGGCGGGACAGGAGUGGGUGUGGAGUCGCUUUUCGUGGCUGCCCUGCUCUGCAGAGUCAUCCAAACUGCUGUAGUCUCCAUUUCUACUGUAUUUCACUCUCAGCCUAUUUUUAAUAAACUUUAUAUGUAUUUAA
Molecule: messenger RNA, 7736 nt
Organism: Artibeus jamaicensis (Jamaican fruit-eating bat)
Lineage: Eukaryota; Metazoa; Chordata; Mammalia; Chiroptera; Phyllostomidae
Gene: AFDN
Product: afadin, adherens junction formation factor
Exons: 35
Coding region: 288-6065 (1925 amino acids)
Biological process (GO): signal transduction; regulation of protein localization
Cellular component (GO): adherens junction
Molecular function (GO): cell adhesion molecule binding
Source: RefSeq, a predicted model, not a curated record